GUGUGUGUGUGUGUGUAUUAAGGCUACUUUAUCAGUGCGACCCAGCUGUGUCUCUAAAACACCGCUGUUUUUGAAAGAGCGAACACUGUGCUUCUAUUGGGCCCCUUAUACACAAGACAUUUCUAUACUGUGUGUGCUGGUAUGAAGUGUGUGUUAUUUGCCGUGCUGGUUCUUGUCUGUCUGCUGGGAGUUAAUGUAGGAGAAGCUGAGGCUGUAUGUCCUCAGGGAUGUUUCUGCGCAGCUGCUGUGGUGGACUGUAGCAGGCGUGGACUCACCACUGCCACGCUGCCUUCAUCUUUCCCCAUGAGCACAACUGAGCUUCAGCUCCAUGAUAAUCACCUCACAGCGCUGCCCGUUGGACUGUUGGACAACAUGCAGGCGCUGCAAGUGGUCACGCUGCAUGGGAACCCGUGGGAGUGCGAUUGUGCUGUGCUCUAUCUGAGAGGAUGGCUGUUAAAACAGAACAAUGCUGCUUUGACAAGAAAUGUGAGCUGCAAUUCUCCUCCUGGUCUGCAGGGGAGACUAGUGGCCUUCCUGUCAGAGGAAGAGGUGCUUAACUCCUGUAAAUAUUGGCUGUGUGAUCUGGCCUUGGCCUCACAGAUCAGCCUGUUCAUCUUUGUACUGUUGCAAGCAAUCCUCCUCGCUGUGGUGGUCUAUUUCCUCCGCCGCUUCCACCAGCUGAGCUACGAUGCACAACGAGCAGCUGCAGAAAGUUUUCACAGCUGAGACCCAGUCACUCACUGGCUUGAAACACUGGCUUGCUUUCACUAUUGUUUAACUUAAUCCUCAUCAACAGCUUGUCACUAUUUCCCUCAGGGAUUUUUUGAUGCUAUCUUAUGGCAUGUAACUUAUAUCCUCUCAGGUCUAGGGUUGUUGUAUUAGUUGUGAAGAGUUAGAGAUGAAGGAGACAUAAUCUGAGGCUUGAUUAUGAUCUGUCAUGACAUCUGGAAUUAACAUGAUCCCACAGGAAUAUAGGUUUUAACGUCUGUAAGAUGUGUGCAUGCCAAAGUCAUCCUGUCUGCUUUUCAGGUUUUCAUUCACCCUUUUAUGUUAGUACACCAAUGCUGUUGAAUCCCCAAUCGAUCAAAAUGUGCUGCAGAUUCUGACCAAUAAUACUGGUUACUCCUACCCUAAAUUCUCAAAAAAAGAAAGUAAUUAAGAGAAUCCUCCCACUACCUUUUGCAUUACUGCAUCUGCACACAUUUGCUUUUCAAAUAAACAGGUAUAUUCUUAAAUAAAACUGCAUUAGUGAAUUGAUUGUGCCAUUGACUGUGAGGCUGCAUAGUCACAUGAAGUGUACAGGACCAAAUUCAUUACACCAUAUUCAUUCAUCCCAAAUUAUUCAAAUAAAACUUUUGAAGAUGUUCGAUUGCUAAAUAAUUCUAAAAGCCGUAUUACACAUUACAUGCAAAAUAUCAAGUUUAUACACUUUGUUAAUACUGUCCUUGGCUGCCAAUUCAGUGUGACCAAUUUCCAGCAUAUGGGAGCAAAAUCCCCAGCACUCAAUAUAGCUAAUGAGUAGAGGAAGUUUAUGACAACAUGUUAAAUACAGUAAUAAAAUCAACUAGUGAGAGACUUGCAGGAGGAAAUCUAAAACAGUGUUUGAAAUAUUUGUGUCAGUCAGCAAGUUCAGUUCUUGGUGAAAACUAUAAAUCUCCCUAUAUGUUAGCUUUCAUGCUGCAGUUGUACUGUAUGGUCUUCUGAAAUAUGUUUGACAUAGAAGCUCCUUUAUUUUAUUCUUAUUUUUAACAAUAAACUUAUUUUUUAAUUUG
Molecule: messenger RNA, 1772 nt
Organism: Tachysurus fulvidraco (yellow catfish)
Lineage: Eukaryota; Metazoa; Chordata; Actinopteri; Siluriformes; Bagridae
Gene: gp1bb
Product: glycoprotein Ib platelet subunit beta
Exons: 3
Coding region: 142-726 (194 amino acids)
Source: RefSeq, a predicted model, not a curated record